Messenger RNA from Didymosphaeria variabile, 1608 nucleotides. Its product is annotated as Feruloyl esterase. NCBI's taxonomy places the organism in Eukaryota, Fungi, Ascomycota, Dothideomycetes, Pleosporales, Didymosphaeriaceae. The coding region runs from base 1 to 1608 and encodes 535 amino acids. The record is from RefSeq and is a predicted model, not a curated record. The transcript has 2 exons.
AUGCGGCUUCGAUAUGCACUCCUUUUAACGGGCAUUCUCACUUCGCCAGCAUUGUCUCGUCCUUCAGCUAGCUUCCAAGAAAGGUGUGCAAAUCUCGCCGAUAAAAUUCAGCUGGACUACACAUUUGAAGUCAACCUUGCAGAGUACCUAGCGCCAAAUACUACGAUCGAUCUCACCGCCGAAAGCCUGAACGCGACCUGCUACGACUCCAUUGGAAAUACAACAGCUCCCGUUCCGGUCGGAGUAUGCAGGUUGAAUCUUAGAGUCGCAACCUCGGAAAGCAGUGAGGUCUACACAGAAGUUUGGCUUCCGGAAAACUGGGAAGGACGGACUCUGACGACAGGCAACGGCGGCUUAGCAGGCUGUAUCCAAUACUCUGAACUCACAUAUGGCGCCUCUUACGGCUUCGCCUCCUUUGGAACCAAUAACGGACACAACGGGACAUCCGGUGGAGCCUUCUUCCACCAGCCGGAGGUCUAUGAAGACUACGCUUGGCGCUCUAUCUACACCGGUGCAGUGGUUGGGAAGUCUAUUGCCGAGCAAUUCUACGGCGAUGUGUGUGGCAAGAGCUAUUAUCUUGGAUGUUCGACUGGCGGGCGGCAGGGUUGGAAGGCAGUGCAGAAGAACCCCGAAUUGUUCGACGGCGUGGUUGCAGGUGCGCCAGCCAUGGAUAUUUGGGCGCACGUAGGAUUCUUUGGAUAUGCUCUUCAGACUCUCGGCUUCAACACAAGCUCCGUGACUUUAGCUCAAUGGGCUGCUGUUCGAGAGGAGGUAUUGAAUCAAUGCGAUGGGUUGGACGGCGCGCACGAUGGCAUCUUGGAAGACCCUGCUGCUUGCGAUCUCGACUGGAAGCCACUCCUUUGCUCUUCGACUACAAACAACACUUGCCUUACAGCGGAUCAAAUCGAAGCUGCGACGAAGCUGUUCGGUCCCAUCUCCUACAACGGAACCCUCAUUCACCCUGGCCACGGUCACGGAUAUGAGCCGGAGUUGAUCGCUUAUGAAUACAGCCCACUUGUUCUCACGUGGAUUCCUGAAGUUUUUCGUUACGUUGUGUACGAAGAUAUCUCAUGGGACCCGAUGACCUUCACGCUCCAGGACGUCUUGUACGCUUUACAGCAAGAUGCUAAUGGCGUCCACCUAAACACCUUCGAUAGCGACAUUUCCGCCUUUCGCGAUCGGGGAGGCAAGAUACUCCAUUGGCACGGGACUGCUGACCAAUUGCUCGUGAGCAGAACAUCAGACUUAUACUACAACAAAGUGCGCUCUACAUUGAACGCCAGUGUCGCUGACCUCGACGAGUUCUAUCGUUAUUUCCGGGCAAGCGGCGUCGGACACUGCUAUGGUGGCCCUGGAGCGAACUUUAUGGGACAACUGGGAGGACAGGUCACUGCUGAUACGCCAGACGACAGUAUGCUACGACGAAUCGUUCAGUGGGUAGAGGAGGGGGAUGCACCUGAGUCUGUGAGGGGCACAAAGUUCAUCAACGAUACGGUCGCACUUGGUGUUGAGUUUACGCGAAAGCACUGCAAGUACCCGAAGGUGAACAAAUAUACCGGCUCUCGUGAGGGAUUGGAUGAAGAGGGAUGGGAGUGUGUCGAGCCUUAA